UCAGAAGUUUCUCUCUGCGUUACUCAGAAGAUUAUGUUUCUUAUGAAGCCUUCUGUGUUCAUCUUUCUUUUCACCUGUGUCUUCCAACUCAGCCACCCCUGGUCCGUGAACAAUUUCCUGAUGACUGGCCCCAAGGCUUACCUGAUCUACUCCAGCAGUGUGGCAGCUGGCGCCCAGAGUGGCAUCGAAGAAUGCAAGUAUCAGUUUGCCUGGGACCGCUGGAACUGCCCUGAGAGGGCUCUGCAGCUGUCCAGCCACGGAGGACUUCGCAGUGCUAACAGGGAGACCGCGUUCGUACACGCCAUCAGCUCUGCUGGGGUCAUGUACACUCUGACAAGGAACUGCAGCCUCGGGGACUUCGACAGCUGUGGCUGCGACGACUCCCGGAACGGGCAACUGGGGGGCCAGGGCUGGCUGUGGGGAGGCUGCAGCGACAACGUGGGCUUCGGAGAGGCCAUCUCCAAGCAGUUCGUGGACGCGCUGGAGACCGGGCAGGACGCGCGCGCGGCCAUGAACCUGCACAACAACGAGGCUGGCCGCAAGGCAGUGCGAGGCACCAUGAAGCGCGCGUGCAAGUGCCACGGCGUGUCCGGCAGCUGCACCACGCAGACCUGCUGGCUGCAGCUGCCCGAGUUCCGCGAGGUGGGCGCGCACCUGAAGGAGAAGUACCACGCGGCGCUCAAGGUGGACCUGCUGCAGGGCGCGGGCAACAGCGCGGCGGGCCGCGGCGCCAUCGCCGACACCUUCCGCGCCAUCUCCACGCGCGAGCUGGUGCACCUGGAGGACUCCCCCGACUACUGCCUGGAGAACAAGACGCUCGGCCUGCUGGGCACGGAGGGCCGCGAGUGCCUGCGGCGCGGCCGCGCGCUGGGCCGCUGGGAGCGCCGCAGCUGCCGCCGGCUGUGCGGGGACUGCGGGCUGGCGGUAGAGGAGCGCCGCGCCGAGACGGUGACGAGCUGUAACUGCAAGUUCCACUGGUGCUGCGCCGUCCGCUGCGAGCAGUGCCGCCGCCGCGUCACCAAGUUCUUCUGCAGCCGCGCGGAGCGGCCGCGGGGAAGCGCGGCGCCCGGGCUGGGGCUGAAGCCCUGAAGGCCCUCUCCUGCUUCCUCCCCCUUUGUUCUGGGCUUCUGUUAAGAGAUUCCAGGACUAGGGGAACCUCGGGAUCCGGGGCUCCCAAACGCUGAGACCCCGAGGGAAAGACUGCCUUCUCCCCGAAGCUUGCCACUUGCCAGAGGGUUUUCCGGCUCCUCUGCGCUCUCUUCCUAGAGCUGGGUCCGAAGCGUCCUCUCAGCUCACAAGCAGGUCUGAGAACUGUGCUGAUACCGAGCUACACAUCCUCCUUGGGCUAGGAAGAGUCUAGGCCUCCGGCCCCUAGGUCCCUAAUGCUGUAGGCCUGGCCUCCCUAUCAAGCCUUAGGAGAGGAAGGACCCUUCUCAGCCUCGCAGGUGCAGGUAAAGCCAAGCAUUUCUCCGCUUGCUGUCUGCCACCACGCCUGCACCAGCCGCUGACUCUCCUCCUCCAGUGCCCUGCCACUGCUCCUGAGCCCCUGUUGUCGCAGACUCCACACGAAUGUCUGGCACUUUCCCUCCUCCAUUUCUAAGCAGAAACGAGGAAAUAGGCCUGGGUUUGAACAAGCAUGCCUUCGGAGUUGGUUCCUGGCUCAGGGGUUGAACAUGGGAAGGAGGCCCAGGCUCCCAACCCCUGCUUCACCCCUUCAUGGAGGGCCUCACCAGCGGAAAGUGACUGCCUCAAUCACCCAGAAUACUCCACACACAGUCAAGAGGCCUGGGGACUUGCAAGGACAGAGUACCAGGCAUUUCCUGCCCUUCAAAGCUAGCUUUCCCUGCUCCUAGUCUAUUUCCUCCUAGCAACCAAUCUUCACUUUUUCUCCUUCCCCAAAGGAGCCAACACAGAGGUAAAUAAACCCAGUUUCCCUUUUGGACCCUAGCCUGCACCUCUGAAGGCAUACCACAGGAGGGACAAGCUGGUUCUCAAUAGGCACUGGACAC
Chinchilla lanigera (long-tailed chinchilla) is the source of this 2009-nucleotide messenger RNA. RefSeq names its product wingless-type MMTV integration site family, member 8B (gene Wnt8b). The transcript has 6 exons. Bases 34 to 1089 code for a protein of 351 amino acids. Gene Ontology annotation, cellular component: extracellular region. The record is from RefSeq and is a predicted model, not a curated record. Lineage: Eukaryota; Metazoa; Chordata; Mammalia; Rodentia; Chinchillidae. Gene Ontology annotation, molecular function: cytokine activity; frizzled binding. Gene Ontology annotation, biological process: cell fate commitment; canonical Wnt signaling pathway; neuron differentiation.